Arachis duranensis is the source of this 1498-nucleotide messenger RNA. Its product is annotated as zinc finger protein 10-like. The record is from RefSeq and is a predicted model, not a curated record. The coding region runs from base 321 to 1343 and encodes 340 amino acids. NCBI's taxonomy places the organism in Eukaryota, Viridiplantae, Streptophyta, Magnoliopsida, Fabales, Fabaceae. The transcript has a single exon.
AAUCAUAUUCACCAAGCAAAUACAAGGUAGAGUACCCACCACUUCAUCUUCCACACACAAAAAUUAAACUCUUCCCUAAACUCUCCCUAUCUAAGAUCUCAUUAGACCUAGAAGACUUGUACAUAUAGCUUCCGAUUCCAAGCUAAUAGAUAUAGGAUCAUCACUUUAAUUGCACUACCCACCUUUUUCAUUUACAUCCAAACCAUCUUCAAUUCUUCUAUUUCCUUCUCCAAAUCCUUCUUUGUGCCUCCUUAAAGUUCUAGCAAUAAUAUCUGUAAAUUUAAAACCCUAAUUCCAGACUGAUUGGUGUUCUGUUUUUAAUGGAACAGGAUCAGUGUUGGACGAUGCAAGCAAAGAAAAAAUUUUCUCUAGGAUACAAUAAUAAUCUUAUCACCACCAACAAUAAUGAUCGUUCUUCCUAUGACGAAUCGUCAUGGGAAGAACAAGCCUUUGCCGAAGACGCGGCCGGUGCCCUUGUUGGCGGAUGCAUAUGGCCGCCAAGAUCAUAUUCUUGCAGCUUUUGUAGGAGAGAGUUUAGGUCAGCUCAGGCUCUUGGUGGCCACAUGAAUGUUCAUAGAAGGGAUAGAGCAAGGCUUAAGCAACAACAACCCUCUAGUCCCAACAACAAGAAUAGUAAUAGUAACAAUAAUAAUGAUGAAGUUUUUCAAAGCAAUCCUAUCACACCUUUGGGAUCAUCAUAUAAUACCCUAUUAUACCCCUCUACUACUUCUUCUACUACUACUCUUUGUGGAUUAGCUUUUAAAACUAACCCUAAUUCUGAUCUUGUUAUUCCUUCAGCUUCUUCUUCAUCACUACCCUCUACUCCUUCUUCUUCCAAGGCUUUAUUAUUAGCUACUCCUCCAUCAUUAUUUCCACCACUUUGCAAUAAUUCUUCUUCUAUUCUUCUUCACAAGAAUUCCCAAGUCUAUUGUUCUCAUCCAUGGUCAAACUUUGGUGGAGAUAAUCAAAGGUUGUGUUCUAAUAAUAAGUUCUUCAACCCUGAAGAAGCUGAUGUUGAGAAAGUGAUCUCACAAGGUAAGGGAAAAAAUGACGAAGGAGAAGAAGAAGACGGCGACGACGACGACGAUGUGGGUGUGAGCUUGAACUUGGUUGUUUGUAGAAGUCAUCAUCAAUUUGAGGCUAAAGAAGAAGAACAUAUAAGUUUCAAGAGGAGGAAAACAGAAGCUUCAUCAAUUCCACCAUUUUUACCAAACUCAACAAGCUCAGUUGAUAGAUAUAAUCAUCAUCACAUGCAUCAUCCAAAGAUGAUUGAAUUAAACCCUAGCUCCAUUGAAGAGCUAGAUCUGGAGUUAAGGCUUGGUAGCUGCAGCUCCGAGGUAUAGUACAAUAUUACAUUGGAAAAAAAAAGAAAAAUAAAUAAUGAAUAUAGUUCAAUUAUUAUUGUUAAUUAUUACCUAUAUAUCUUUUUAUGAUUGUUGUUUUUGUUUCUAUUACUUCUUUUAAUUAUAAAUACCUCACAAGGAAGUUUUUUUGUUUU